Molecule: messenger RNA, 2417 nt
Organism: Equus quagga
Lineage: Eukaryota; Metazoa; Chordata; Mammalia; Perissodactyla; Equidae
Gene: CAPZA1
Product: capping actin protein of muscle Z-line subunit alpha 1
Exons: 10
Coding region: 150-1010 (286 amino acids)
Biological process (GO): actin cytoskeleton organization; barbed-end actin filament capping
Cellular component (GO): F-actin capping protein complex; actin cortical patch
Molecular function (GO): actin filament binding
Source: RefSeq, a predicted model, not a curated record
GCCAGCACCCCCGCCCGUAACUGACAUGGCGCGCUCUCGGUCGGCGUUUCCGGGCGGGUCCUUCCAACGGCCCCUGCGGUGAUUCCAUCACUCGGCUUCCUUCCCGGCUUGCCUCGCGCCGGGGCCGGGCUGGGCCAGAGCAGCCCAAGAUGGCCGACUUCGAGGAUCGGGUGUCGGAUGAGGAGAAGGUACGCAUAGCUGCUAAAUUCAUCACUCAUGCACCCCCAGGGGAAUUUAACGAAGUGUUCAAUGAUGUUCGGCUACUACUUAAUAAUGACAAUCUCCUCAGGGAAGGGGCAGCACAUGCAUUUGCCCAGUAUAACAUGGAUCAGUUCACGCCUGUGAAGAUAGAAGGAUAUGAAGAUCAGGUCUUAAUUACAGAACACGGUGACCUGGGUAAUAGCAGAUUUUUAGAUCCAAGAAACAAAAUUUCCUUUAAGUUUGAUCACUUACGGAAAGAAGCAAGUGACCCCCAGCCAGAGGAAGUGGAUGGAGGUCUGAAGUCAUGGAGAGAAUCCUGUGACAGUGCUUUAAAGGCCUAUGUGAAAGAUCAUUAUUCCAACGGCUUCUGUACUGUUUAUGCUAAAACUAUAGAUGGGCAACAGACCAUUAUUGCAUGUAUUGAAAGCCACCAGUUUCAGCCCAAAAACUUCUGGAAUGGUCGCUGGAGAUCAGAGUGGAAGUUCACUAUCACACCACCUACAGCCCAGGUGGUUGGAGUACUUAAGAUUCAGGUUCACUAUUAUGAAGAUGGCAAUGUUCAGUUGGUUAGUCAUAAAGAUGUACAGGAUUCAGUAACUGUUUCGAAUGAAGCUCAAACUGCCAAGGAGUUUAUCAAAAUCAUAGAACAUGCAGAAAAUGAGUAUCAGACAGCAAUUAGUGAAAACUAUCAAACAAUGUCAGACACCACGUUCAAGGCCUUGCGCCGGCAGCUUCCAGUUACCCGCACCAAAAUCGACUGGAACAAGAUACUCAGCUACAAGAUUGGCAAAGAAAUGCAAAAUGCUUAAAGGCUGGAUGUAGGAUUCAUCAAUAUGUGGAAAGAAAGGAUUCAACGUGUGGUCAUAUGAUAAAUAAGUGAUUUAUAAACAAGAGUGGUAUUUUGCUAGGGCUUUCAGAGUUAACAGGUUUUCUAGCCUCAUGGAAUACUGUUGAACCUAUAGCAUUGUCUUGAUUCCUUUGUGUUCUCUGCCUUGUAAUUUUCUGUUUUUACUAUAUCUACUUGUAAAUUUUUUUUUUUAAAUUCUGCCACAUUUAAUGAUGAAGAAAGAGUUCUAUCCUGGAGUUGUUUUACUGUUUAGAAAAUUUUCCUAGCCAUGAAGCCUUGUAUCGAUAGAGACAGGUAAUAGGUUCAGUACUUUUCAACCCCUGUCCUUCCAAGCACUUCUGGUACUUCAGUGGUUUUUACUGAUCCACCAACAGCUAAAGAGGCCAUGCUACAAACUAUAGCUGAAUGGAAGACACACUCAUCCUUCUCCCUCUGCAACUGCUUUGAUCAUCAUUUAUAGCAUCUCAUAACUGUAGUUUUUGAAAGUUUGGAUUGGGACUUCUCAGGUCCUUUUGGUGGGGGGCAAAGGAAGUUUUCUGGAAAUUCCAUUAUAGCCAGCUUCUCUGGGGAAGUUGUUUUUAAUCCAAAGACUUGAACCACAUUCCCUGCACAUGAACGUGUUUGCCUUUUUAUCUUCCCUCAUUGUCUUCCCUCAUUUAGCACCAUUAUAGUUACAGACAUCUGCAUUUUUAGAAGAGUUUUACCCAUUUAUUAUUUUUUUUUAUAUUCAAGAACUGCUGACAUACUAGGGAUGUAGUAGAGUAUAAAACUUGAAAAAUGCAGAUGUUGAAGGAGUAAUAGGUAUCUUGUGCUUUAAUACUUUGUGGCAGGAUUGUACUGUAAGCAAAUGAGUCAAACUACUAUGUAAAUCUCAAACAAAAACUAAAAAUGAACCAAAGUGAAAAGGAUAGCUUCCAGGCAGUAUGUUUCUAUUGUAACCUGUUAUUUAAGGAAAUACUAGUGAUUUGUUCUAAAUAGGAUGUACAACUUGUUCCAAAUUGCUCCUCUUCAGUCCUGCCUGCCAAGAACUCAAAUGUAACUGUGAUAUAGCAACCCUUCCCAGGUAUAUUGGCAGGUAUAUGUGUGAUCUCAGAAUACACAGGUGACAUAGAUUUGAUAUGACAACCGGUAAUGGUGGAUUCAUUUACAUUGUUUACACUUCUAUGACCAGGCCUUAAGGGAAGGUCAGUUUUUUAAAAACCAAGUAGUGUCUUCCCACCUAUCUCCAAAUACAUGUCAAAAAAGAAGGGUGUUUGUGCUUCAAGCUUUGUUUUUGCUCAGUAAUACAGUCAAGCAAGAGUUUGUUUCCAGGUGAUCUGUUGAGCUGUGUAAGCAUUUUGUUUAUUUCAAAUAAAAUAUAUUUGUAUUA